Messenger RNA from Gossypium raimondii (Peruvian cotton), 1448 nucleotides. RefSeq names its product nucleolin 2. Bases 304 to 1203 code for a protein of 299 amino acids. Lineage: Eukaryota; Viridiplantae; Streptophyta; Magnoliopsida; Malvales; Malvaceae. The record is from RefSeq and is a predicted model, not a curated record. The transcript is spliced from 9 exons. Gene Ontology annotation, molecular function: RNA binding.
UAUUAUUUGUUGCUGCUCAUGAUUUUUUUUCAAAAACCUUCUUCUAAUGAAUGGUUAUCAAAAAAAAAGUAGUUUGAUGGGUUUGUGUUCUUUUGUGUGACCCUCUGACAGUCUACCUUUGCAUUUUGCUAAUUAUUGAUGUGGGGAGGAAAAUGCACUUCUGCAUUCAUUGAAUUUUUUGGAUUGAUCCAAUUUAUUUUGGCAUAUUUUUUCUUACCUGCGACGAUUUUCUGAGAUUGCUUGCCAACUGUAACUUGUCUUAGGGUUUAAUUGCUUCAGUUCUUUAAAUCUUUAACAUUGUCUAUGUUCUGUGAACAAAGCAUGACUCUUUUUCUUGCUAACUUCCCUUUCACAUUGCAGGAAAGCGAUGAUAGUGAGGAUGAUAGCUCUGAUGAAAGUGAGGAUGAACAACCAGCUGCUAAAAAGUCCAAGGUUGCUCCGGAUAGUGGUAAAGCUGCUAAAGUUAAAAAGGUAAGCAGUAGUGAAGAGGAGGAAUCUGAAGAAUCAUCCGAUGAUGAUGAGGAAAGUGAUGAUGAAAAAACUCCAAAGAAAAAAGACACAGAUGUAGAAAUGUUGGAUGCUACGACCCCACAGAAAAAUGCCAAGCAGCAGGAAGUAAGAUCUGGGAAGAAAGCUCCCCAAACUCCUGCAACUCCUCAAGUUCAAUCUACUGGAUCAAAGACUUCAUUUGUUGGAAACUUAUCUUUCCAAAUUGAACAAGAUGAAAUAAAGAAUUUCUUUAAGGAUGCUGGUGAGCUUGUGGAUAUACGUCUUGCCACUGAUGCUGAAGGGAACUUUAAGGGGUAUGGACAUGUUGAAUUUGCUACUGCAGAGGCUGCACAGAAGGCCUUAGAAUUGAAUGGUGAAUAUUUGAUGAACCGUGCUGUUAGACUUGAUCUGGCGCGUGAAAGGGGUGCAUAUACACCACAUAGCAGCAAUGGGAACAAUUCGUUCCAAAAAGGUGGAAGAGGUAACGUUCGAACAAUAUAUGUCAGAGGAUUUGAUCAGUCUCUUGGUCAGGAUGAGAUUAAGAAUUCGUUGAAAGAGCACUUUGGUCCUUGCGGAGAGAUUUCUAGGGUUGCAAUACCAGUAGAUUGGGAAACUGGUGGUGUGAAAGGUUAUGCUUAUUUGGAUUUCAACGACGGAGAUAGUUUCAACAAAGCUCUAGUGCCAUGGGUUGCGCAUGGGAUCUCGCAAUCAUGACGAACUCGUGCGAUCCAUCACAUUCGAGGGAGGUCAUUUGGCCCAAUUGGACUGGUCUAUUGCCUGGAGAAAUUAAAAGCCCAUCUCCGGAGCUUGGCAAAUAAGGAAAGUGAUUUUCUAAAGAUAUGCUUGGCAAAUAUGGAAGGUGAUCUUUGGAGAUAUGUGAUCCUAGAUAUUAAAUGUAAUCUUUAGAAUAUACGAUUAUGUAAUUUUAGAGAUUUGAUAUUUUGAUAGCUUUUAAUUGU